UUUCGGCACUCCCAAUUGAGUAGUUAAUCACAAAUAUGCCAGACGGCUUAAACAAAAUAUUCUUUCUUCUGCUGAUAACUCAACAAUCCGCUAUAUGUAACGGAAAGAAGAACUUUGCCUUCAGCGUGGUCUAUAUGAACGCAUCCUCCAAUCCCGAUAAAAUGAGUGAUUUUAAGUAUAAUUACCACAAUGAAAACCCUAAGGCAAAGUUAUUUUAUGAGUUCAAAUUUAAAGAAACUAUUACACAUUUAACAGUGCAUUCAAAAAUUGAUAUGUUGCAUGCUGAUAAUAGGAAAUUCAAUCUUUUGGAUGUUACUCUGGAUGCUUGCCAAUUUUAUGGAUUAUUCAAGUCGAAAAAUCGUGUACUGCAAAUUUGUUCGCGAGAACUAAAGCGAGUAACAAACUACAGGGACUGCCCAAUCUUGCCGAACAAGACGAUAUGCAUUAAAAAUUACACCAUUGAUCCAGAUUCGUUUCCAUCCUUUACGCCUUUUUUAGAAACGGAAUCCAGUUUAAAAUUUUCACGCCUAUUCUAG
This is a messenger RNA of Anastrepha obliqua, 536 nucleotides long. RefSeq lists its product as uncharacterized. The transcript is spliced from 3 exons. The record is from RefSeq and is a predicted model, not a curated record. NCBI's taxonomy places the organism in Eukaryota, Metazoa, Arthropoda, Insecta, Diptera, Tephritidae. Bases 36 to 536 code for a protein of 166 amino acids.